UAAGUCGGAUACGUUUCCUCUAGCACAUCAGGUCUUUAUUAUGAACCUGUUGUGAAAGAUAAUUCGAGAUUCUUUUUCAUUUACCGGUGAAUCACGUUUCUCUUAGCAGAGUUUAGUCAUCAACAGAAAUCUAGAAUAUACCAAAUAUGAUGCUUCUUUUUGUGUUGGCCUUUGUUGUUGUGUGCGCGAUUUUGAUGGCACUUCUCUUCAUAUACAUAACAUCUGUAACAUAUGCUAAGGUUGUUAGGUUCAAAGAAGAAAAUUUUUAUUUGAAUCCAAAAUCUGUUGAAAAAGAGCCCUUUCCUUCAAUUGAGGAUGAACCAACUGUACUGCUUUCAGUAAUUGUACCAGCCUACAAUGAAGAGAAACGAUUACCUGCCAUGUUGGAGGAAUGCCUUCACUACCUGGAAGAAAAACUGAAAAUCAACCCAGAAAAUACAUUUGAAGUGAUCAUUGUGGAUGAUGGAAGUACUGACAAAACCACACAAAUUGGCCUUGGUUAUUCAGAAAAAUAUGGUUCUGAUAAAGUUAGAGUGCUGACUCUGUCCAACAACAGAGGGAAAGGUGGUGCAGUGCGUUUGGGAAUGCUUAGUUCUAGGGGAAAACAGUUGCUGUUUGCUGAUGCUGAUGGAGCAACAACAUUUGAAGACAUUUCUAAGCUUCAAGAAAAUUUACAACAACUCAUUAAAGGUCAAACCAGGGAUGCAGCAUUAGGUCUUGUCUGUGGUUCUCGGGCCCAUUUAGAAAAAGAAGCUAUAGCUUCUCGUUCCCUCUUUAGAACACUCUUAAUGAAAGGAUUUCAUCUUCUCGUGUGGCUGUUUGCCGCUCGAUCAAUUCGAGAUACCCAAUGUGGUUUUAAACUCCUUACGAGACCGACUGCCAAGUUGUGUUUUCCGAAUCUUCAUAUUGAGCGAUGGGCUUUCGAUGUCGAACUUAUCUACAUAGCAGAGUACUUGAACAUUCCUACAGGCGAAGUUUCGGUUAGAUGGAUGGAAAUUGAGGGUUCCAAAAUUGUCCCUGUAUGGAGUUGGUUACAAAUGGGCCGUGAUUUACUUCUAAUCUGGUUCCGGUAUACCACAGGAGCGUGGAAAAUCCGUAUACAUUCAUAAAGUUAUAAAGAUUAAUAAACUGUUGAACUGAA
Molecule: messenger RNA, 1141 nt
Organism: Daphnia pulicaria
Lineage: Eukaryota; Metazoa; Arthropoda; Branchiopoda; Diplostraca; Daphniidae
Gene: wol
Product: dolichyl-phosphate beta-glucosyltransferase-like
Exons: 7
Coding region: 147-1109 (320 amino acids)
Cellular component (GO): endoplasmic reticulum membrane
Source: RefSeq, a predicted model, not a curated record